Messenger RNA from Hyphopichia burtonii NRRL Y-1933, 336 nucleotides. Its product is annotated as glutaredoxin. Gene Ontology annotation, cellular component: cytoplasm. Bases 1 to 336 code for a protein of 111 amino acids. The record is from RefSeq and is a predicted model, not a curated record. NCBI's taxonomy places the organism in Eukaryota, Fungi, Ascomycota, Pichiomycetes, Serinales, Debaryomycetaceae. The transcript has a single exon. Gene Ontology annotation, biological process: cellular response to oxidative stress. Gene Ontology annotation, molecular function: glutathione disulfide oxidoreductase activity.
AUGUUUGAAUUCAUUACUAAAUUUUUCCAGCAGGAGCCGGUACCUGAGAGUAUCAAGACUGAGAUAAGACAAACCGUUCAAAAAAGUCCAAUUGUGGUUUUUUCAAAAUCGUAUUGUCCAUAUUGCACUCAAACCAAGGAAACUUUUAACAAGUUUAAUCCAGUUAUUAUUGAGUUAGAUCAGAUCCCGGAUGGGGGGUUCAUACAAAGAGGCUUACAAGAAUUGACUGGACAGAGAACUGUUCCAAAUAUAUUCAUUAACAAGGAGCAUAUUGGGGGAAAUAGUGAUUUACAAAAUUUGAAGAAAUCGGGUGAAUUAUAUAAAUUAAUUAAUUAA